AUGAGGAGUGACGAGCCGACGACGCCCAUGGAAGAGAGCGGCGCGCCAGACGACGCUACGGCGCAGGGCGGCCCGUGUCCCGGCCUGGCCCCGGCCCCUCCCGGCCGCCUGGGGGCGCCCUACUGCGAGGCCUGGGGCUACUUUCACCUGGCCCCCGCGCGCCCGGGCCACGCGGCGGGCCAGUGGGCCACCUGCCGGCUGUGCGGGGAGCAGGUGAGCCGCGGCCCGGGCUUCCACUCGGGCACCCCGGCGCUGUGGCGGCACCUCAAGAGCGCGCAUCGACGGGAGCUGGAGAAGAGCUCCGCCCGCAGCUCGCCGGCCGCCGCCCCGGGCCCGCUGCCGCCGCCGCCGCCUCCUCGCGGGCCCUCGGCCGAGGGCGACUGGGCGCGCCUGCUGGAGCAGAUGGGCGCGCUGGCCGUGCGCUGCAGCCUGCGCGAGCGCGAGCUGGCGCGGCGCGAGGCGGCGGUGGAGCAGGGCGAGCGCGCCCUGGCGCUGAGGCGCAGGGCCCUGCAGGAGGAGGAGCGCGCGGCGGCCCAGGCGCGGCGGGAGCUGCAGGCCGAGAGGGAGGCGCUGCAGGGGCGGCUGCGGGAAGUGAGCCGCCGCGAAGGCGCCCUGGCCUUGGCCUCUACUCCGCUGCAGACUCCGCUCAAAGAAGAGCCCUUGGGGGAGAGGGACGGCUACAUAAUUACCAAGGUCCUGUAGGUCUGGGCCGCUUUCCACUCCCAGCCCCUCCCGUGCCAGCGCUACUCCAAGAGUGGUCCACGGAUCAGCCUCACCUGGGGGCUGAAUCUCAGGCCCACCAAGAUCUGCAAGUGUGGACCCUUGAGAAGCACUUAGGAAACCAGAGCAGAACCAAAAAUCACUUAAUGCUCUGUGCCCCGCCACGCCCCGGGAUGCCUGGGAGCACCAGCUCCAGGGGCCUCCUUUGCUGUUGGGCUUCGGUGCAAGGAGGUGGUUUUCCUGCAACUCCUUUCGGAAGGACAGCUCCGGCCUAUAUUACCCGGAGUCCUGUAACUUCCAUACGGACCAAAGACUGCCACACCACGUGGCUGGACACCCGCCAGGGCAACCCAGGGUGGAGGGAGCACGGAAAUGAGGAUCGAGCGUUUUAUUCAAGGAGAGUUUUAUUCGUUUCCUCACGAAUAAAUCUUCGGCAAGUUGGCUUUGCCAGGCACGAGGUUCUGAAAAGGGGGCCAUUUAGCCUCCACAACUGUUCUUUACCCUGUCAUCCUAGUGCCUCAUCAGAACAAUCUGGGAGAACCCCUGUUUGCGCCCCAGCUUGAAGAGAGCGCACCCCAGCUGUUCCCUUUCCGUUGAAGACCCAGUGGCGGCUGUGGUGCGUUUGUGCCUUACGCUUCCUUACUAGCAAAACAUGAGCUCCUCCCUCCUGAGGAAGGGAGCUUGGUUCCCCACAAAACAGUCCUCACUUCUGGGCCACAAGAGAAGACCUCUCUCCCAUCUGAGGUCACCUUUACUUCUUCCCGUUUGCAUCCAUUCCUCUUCCACCUUUACUGGACCUUUGCUCCAUUACCGUUUCUCCUUUCCUCUCACUCCCUCUCUUCCCCAGACUACUCUGGUUCCUCAGCAACAAGUCUCGCCUUGUACUAAAAAGAAAGAUUUGCCCAGCUUGACUGUCCCCAGCUUAACACUACCCAAGAGGGGUCCAGUCAUCCUUGCUGCCUGUAUUUCCUCCCCAUACUUAAGUCCUUUCCUGGAGGUCAGCUUCCCAUUCUACACUGGACCCGUAAGCUGAAUAGAAUUUGUUUUGAGCCUUCAUCUUGCUAGUAAAAUGAACACCCACAUAUACCCUCCACCUAGACUGAACACUUGUUAACAUAUUGCCUUAUUUUCUCUGCCCUCUAUCCCAAACAUACAUGGCAUUUCAUCCUGAAGUAUUUCAGUCUAUAUAUCCUAAUAGCCUCUAAUACAGAGUCCUUAAAAUUCUCCAUUGUCUCAAAAAGGUCUUUUUAUCUUUCUUACAAAACAGGGUCCAAUCAAGGUUCAUACAUUACUUUUUGAUAACUUUAGUCUCUUUUAGUCUAGAAUAGCUCCCUUAUUACUUUUUUUUCCAUGACACUUUUUUUUUUUAACAUUUAUUUUUGAGACAGAGCAUGAACGGGGGAGGGUCAGAGAGAGGGAGACACAGAAUCUGAAACAGGCUCCAGGCUCUGAGCUGUCAGCACAGAGCCCGACGCGGGGCUCGAACUCACGGACCGCUAGAUCAUGACCUGAGCCGAAGUCGGCCGCUUAACCGACUGAGCCACCCAGGCGCCCCUCCAUGACACUUUUUGAGAGUCCCAGCCCUCUGGCUUCUAGAAUGCCCUUUAUUCUGGGUUUGAUUGUUUCCUUAAGCCAAUUUAUGCGCUCAUUCUUGGCUCAUCUGCCUCUGUGCCAGUGACUCCUGACUGCCUCCAGCCUCACGUUUUCUUCCCAAGUUCUGGCUUCAUGUCCAAUCCCUGCUGUGUGUCUCUACCUCUGUAUAGCGUGCCACUGCAGAUGGAAAGGGCAAAUCUCUUCAGUUCCACAUCCCCACCCCUCACCCGAUUAUAACAUUUAUGGGGCUCUGAGAAAGUAUUAGGUAUAUACUGCACACUGUACAUGUACCAUCCGACUCUAUUCUCACAGCAGCUCCUUGAGGAGGUAAUACUGUGCCCACUUACAGCUAAGGAAAUGGAGAUAGGGGCUAAGUAGGUUGUAAGUAGUAGCUUUGAGAUCCAAAUCCAGUCUAUACCUCCAGAUGCCCUGUUCCUAGCUGCUGCACUAUCUCCCUUGCUAGUCACUGUGUGAACACCAGUUUCCUCCCUAACUCUAAUUCCAGGUAUACUGGCACCAUGUGCCAGAGCUGUGCCAAAUGCUUUAGAAUAAGUGCAUGGGCAGCAACCCCAUGACCUAAUUAUUCUUAUGCCCAUUUUGUAGAGGAAGAGACAAGCUCAGGGAACUAAGUAAUGAUGAAGGAGAGUGGGAUUUGAAUUCAUCUCACUGAGGGACACCUGGGUGGCUCAGUUGGUUGAGCAUCCUACUCUUGAUUUUGGCUCAGGUCAUAAUCCCAGGGCCGUGGAAUCUGUGUUGGGCUCUGCUGAGCAUGGAGCCUGCUUAAAAUUCUCUUUCCCCCUCUGUCCCUUUCCCCCACUCACACUCUCACUCUCUCUAAAAGAAAAAAAGAAAAAAGGUUUGAAUUCAUCUCACUCAAUCCUAGGCCCCUAAUAUACUGAGGCUAUUUCUAUAAAGUGUCACACCUUCUUCCUUCUGGUGCCACCUGCUAAGCUCAAGCCUCACGUAGCAUUCAUCUGGGGUUCAUCUUCCCAUCCUCGUCUUCCCCAGUUGCCCCCUUCCUAACACUCAGCUUGGCCAAAGGAACUGUUCUAAGCCAGCACUGAUUAUAUGCUCAAAGCCCCCACCCCCAGCCCCAUCACCCAUCGUUAAGCUUCAACUCUGUGGCCUGACAUUCAAGUGCCCCCACCCUGGUGCCAAUCUUAUCUGUCCCUUCCCCUACAUGUAUUGUAUG
Messenger RNA from Prionailurus viverrinus (fishing cat), 3505 nucleotides. It is a transcript of the gene ZBED3, whose product is annotated as zinc finger BED-type containing 3. Bases 1 to 702 code for a protein of 233 amino acids. The transcript has a single exon. Lineage: Eukaryota; Metazoa; Chordata; Mammalia; Carnivora; Felidae. Gene Ontology annotation, biological process: regulation of transcription by RNA polymerase II. Gene Ontology annotation, molecular function: transcription cis-regulatory region binding. The record is from RefSeq and is a predicted model, not a curated record.